CUGAGGCAGAGGCCGCAAACUCUUCACUCUCUUCUGAUUUUGAGUUACUUCUUAUUCUUCAAUUCUGUGAAGAAGAUGAGAGUUUCUACAAUGGCUCUUAUUUGUAGAAGAUUUGCUGCAAAGAAGAGAGGUACUUUCACUCAGUCGCUCUCUCUUUUCUCUUCAUCUUUUCAUGAUCUCAGCCAUAAUAAUAAUAGGCCCUUUUCUCCAACGCCCAGAAUAGAUUUCAGUUGUAUUCAUGGAGUAGAUGAUGCUGUUUUCUUGUUUCGUGAAAUGCUCAGAAUGCGCCCGCAGCCUUGUGUUGUUGAGUUUAACAAACUAUUGACUUCUAUUGUCAAGAUGAAAAAAUACUCUGUUACCCUUAAUGUAUUCGACGAAAUGCGUCAAUCGGGUGCUUCUGUAGAUGAGUAUACAUUGAAUAUCGUGAUUAAUUGCUAUUGCCUUCUCAAUCGAGUAGACUUUGGAUUUGCUAUCUUGGGCAGCUUCUUCAAGCGCGGUUACGAGCCAAACAUCAUUACUUUCAACACACUCAUAAAAGGGCUCUUUUUAGAUGAUAAGGUCAUUGAGGCAGAAAAAUUAUUCAUAAAGUUGUUGGCUCUGGGACUCUGUGAGCCUAAUGAAGCUACGAUUCUUACUAUGGUAAAUGGGCUAUGCAAAGCUGGACACACUCUCACUGCCUAUGAUUUGCUUAGGUUAUUGGAGAAGACAAGCUUCAAGCCUGAUGUUCAAACUUAUAACACAGUAAUUAAUAGUUUGUGCAAGGAUCGUAUGGUUGAUGAUGCGCUCCAGCUCCUAGCCACAAUGAUUGACAAGGGUAUUGCACCUAACAUUGUAACGUACAAUUCAAUGCUUCAAGGCUUGUGCAAUUUCGGUAGAUGGAAAGAUGUGAAAGACUUAAUUAUUGAAAUGGCGGAUCACAAGAUAUCUCUAAAUGUAUUUACUUUUAAUAUAUUGGUGGAUGCAUUGUGCAAGGAUGGAAUGGUCAAAGAGGCUAAGGAUGUUUUUGAAAUUAUGAUGCAAAAAAACGUUCCUCCUAAUUCUGUCACAUGUAAUGCGAUGAUAGAUGGAUAUAGCUUGGUUGGGCAAAUUGAUAAAGCAAGAAAACUACUUGACUCCAUGUCAGGUAGGGGCUUGAAGCCUUCUAUCAUCAACUAUGGUCGCUUGAUCAAUGGAUAUUGCAAGAAUGAAAAGGUAGAGGAAGCUUGGCGGCUUUUCCUUGAAGUUCCUCAGAAAGGAUUAGAUCAUAACGUAGUUACCUAUAACAUCAUGCUACAUGGAUUAUUUGGUGCAGGUAGAUUUGCUGAAGGAUUGAAGCUUUUCAAAGAUAUGCAAGCUCAACAAGUCAUUCCUAAUUUAGUGACUUACAAUACCUUGUUGAAUGGCUUGUGCAUGAGCAAGCAGUUUGCUGAUGCAUUUUCAAUUCUACACGUAAUGGAAGACCAAGGUGUUAAUCCUAAUAUAGUCACAUACAGCGUACUCAUCCAUGGAUUAUGCAAGGAUGGAAAACUUGAGACUGCGAGAAAUCUCUUCAAUGGUCUUCCCUCAAAAGGGUUGCAACCAAAUGUGCAAAUAUAUACAAUCAUUAUUCGUUCACUUUGUCAAGAAGGACUUGUAGACGAGGCAAAAUUUCUUCUUAGAGAAAUGGAAAAAAGUGGUUGUGCACCCAGUAGUUUGAUAUACGAAGUUAUAAUCAAAGGGUUGCUUACAAGGAAUGAGCUUUCUGAGGCAAAGACAUUCUUGGAUGAAAUGUGUAUACGAGGACUCUCUACUUAAUUCUACUGAAGCAACCAAUAUCAAUCUUGGUGCUGUUGCUCGUUAGAAAGAGUUGCAUCUCAUUGCUUGUUAUAUUAUUUUUUUUGCCCUAUGCAAGUGUAUUUAAUUAAAACGACACACUUUCUGGAUCUCAAAUUGCUUAUAUUCAUUAUGUAGCAUUACAAUUUUUUUUUU
This is a messenger RNA of Sesamum indicum (sesame), 1947 nucleotides long. The record is from RefSeq and is a predicted model, not a curated record. Lineage: Eukaryota; Viridiplantae; Streptophyta; Magnoliopsida; Lamiales; Pedaliaceae.